Messenger RNA from Adineta ricciae, 690 nucleotides. Lineage: Eukaryota; Metazoa; Rotifera; Eurotatoria; Adinetida; Adinetidae. The record is from the annotation of a GenBank genome assembly.
AUGUAUAUAUCAAAUUCACCCAUGAAUCGACAUGGAUCAAUUGAAAGUUUAUUACAUGGCCAUUCGAAAUCUAAUCCAGCUAAUAUACGUGUUCUUGUACGAAAAAAUUUUGAACCAUUUGCGCAAGCACACAUUGCUGUUUCAAAAGAAUCCAUAAAUUUUAAGAAUAAUUAUAUUAAACAAAAUGGAUUAGGGGGAGCAUUUUUCUGGCACUUAAGUUCUGAUCGACAAGCGGAAUUAAUUAGUGCAACAUUUAAUGCAUUAAAUAAAGAUAAUCUUCCAUUAAUAAAAACAACAAAGCGUCCAACGUUGACUUCUCCUUCAUUUGCAAAAAUUUAUCCAUGGAAACCCAAAGUUCAAUACAAAAUAGGGCAUCGAGUGAUGUACAAUGGCAAAGUCUAUCGAUGUAUUAAAACACACAAAUCAGCACGAAAUAAGACGCCACCGUUAGAUUGUUCACUUUGGCGUCUCGAAAUCGUAACAGCAUUAAUGACAACCACCAAACAAGUUAAAACAACAACGUUUCAACUAUCUGAUCAAAACACUUCUUCUCAAUGGACACCAUUUAAAUUAUAUUCAGUAGGAGAUCAAGUAAUCUACGAAGGAAAAUCAUAUCGAUGUCGACAAUCUCAUACAUCAUUAUCCGAUUGGAUGCCACCUGUUGUACCAGCACUUUGGUGGAAGAUCUAA